Molecule: messenger RNA, 1716 nt
Organism: Charadrius vociferus (killdeer)
Lineage: Eukaryota; Metazoa; Chordata; Aves; Charadriiformes; Charadriidae
Gene: RETSAT
Product: retinol saturase (all-trans-retinol 13,14-reductase)
Exons: 11
Coding region: 1-1716 (571 amino acids)
Source: RefSeq, a predicted model, not a curated record
AUGUCCCCUUGGUGUGCCACCACCCAGCGAUGUGCCACCACCCCGCCAGUUUUCUCGGCAGAUAAAGUCCCCGAGGGGUUGGACGCCAUCGUGGUGGGCAGCGGCAUCGGGGGCCUGGGGGCUGCGGCGCUGCUGGCCAAGGCGGGCAAGCGGGUGCUGGUGCUGGAGCAGCACGGCAAGCUGGGGGGCUGCUGCCACACUUUCACCGAGAAGGGCUUCGAGUUCGACACCGGUAUUCACUAUGUGGGGCAGAUGCAGGAGGGCUCCAUCACGCGCUUCAUGGUGGACCAGUUGACGGAGGGGCAGCUGGAGUGGGCUCGGCUGCCAGCCGUCUAUGACGCCGUGAUUUUGGGCGAAGCCGACCGCCACAGGACGUAUCGCAUCCAUUCUGGCAAAGAGGAAUAUUUCCGGAGAUUGAAAGAGCAGUUUCCCGGGGAGGAAACUGCUAUCAAUGAGUUUGAGCGGUUGGUGAAGAGCGUGGGCAGGGGGACGGUGCUGGUGGGCGUCUUGAAGAUGAUCCCCCGGGCGGUGGCCACUCUGCUGUGCCGCUCGGGGCUGCUGCCGCGGCUCAGCCCCUUCUGCCGGUUGGCGUCGUGCAGCCUGAAGGAGGUGGUGGAAGGUCUCACCGCCAACCAGGAGCUGAGAGCUGUCUUCAGCUACAUCUUCCCCACCUACGGCGUGGUCCCCUCCAAGGCCAGCUUCUCCAUGCACAGCAUCCUGGUGAACCACUUCCUUCACGGCGCGUGGUACCCAAAAGGGGGAGCCGGGGAAAUCGUUUUCCACACUGUUCCCGUUAUCCGGAAAUCCGGAGGUGACGUGUUGGGAAAGGCGCCGGUGCAGAGCAUCCUGCUGGACUCCCAAGGCAAAGCCUGCGGCGUGAGCGUCAAGAAAGGCCAAGAUUUGGUGAACAUCUUCGCUCCCAUCAUCAUUUCGGACGCUGGGAUCUUCAACACCUACGAACGGCUGCUGCCGGCGGAGGCGCGGGCGUUGCCUGAGAUCCAGUCUCAGCUUCGCAUGGCGACACAUGGUGAAGGGGGUUUCACCGUCUUCGUAGGUCUUAACGGCUCCAGGGAAGAGCUGGGGCUGGAGCCCACCAACUACUUCAUGUACUCAGGAAAUGACCUGGAUGAAAUAACGAAUCGCUACUUGGCUUCUUCUAGAGAAGAAGCCGCCAAGAACAUCCCCCUCCUGUUUGUCACCUGCCCAUCGACCAAGGACCCCACCUGGGAAAUGAGGCACCCAGGUAAAUCCACGAUGGCCAUCGUGACUUUCGCCAAAUAUGAGUGGUUUGAGGAGUGGAAGGACAAGCAGGUCAAUAAGCGGGGAGAUGAUUAUGAGGAGCUGAAGAAGACCUUUGUGGACGCCAUCAUGCAGGCUGUCUUCAAGCUCUACCCUCGCAUCGAGGACAGGAUCGAGUACAUCUCCGGUGGGACGCCCCUCACCAACCAGCACUACAUCGCCAGCCCCAAGGGGGAGAUCUACGGCAUGGACCACAACAUCGCCCGCCUGCAAGCCGAAGCCAUUGCCACUGUGAGGGCGCAGACAGCCGUCCCCAACCUCUACCUGACAGGGCAGGAUUUGUGCCUAGGGGGCUUCAUGGGAGCCCUGCAAGGAGCCCUCAUCUGCGCCAGCGCCGUCCUCAAGCGCAAUCUCUACGUUGACCUGGUGAAGCUGAAAAAGCGCACGCAGGCCACCAACUCUAAGAAGAGGGACUAA